AUGUCCCAUCAAACGGCAAAGGCGCUCAGCGACGUUGUUCCGGGCCACCAGGGACCGUUUUCCGCGGUUGUCGUCAAGUUUGCUGACGCAUUGUACAAUUUGAGCGUUCAAAAAAAACCGGUUCUUCCGCAAAAUUCAGAGGUGGCUCGCCAGCACAUUUGUGCUUAUCUUGCAGCCGAAAAAUAUCACGAACGAUUGGACAUGACGACUCCUUCGUUGAACAUGAUCCCCGUACCGCCAAAGGUAGCCAUGCGUGUGAUUGACGAGUUUCGAAAUAGCCUUAUGGGCGAAUUGUCUACACCUUCUUCUUCUCCCGCAUCCACACCGCGUGGAAAAAGAACAAUAAAUGUUGGUUCUGGUGGAUCUCCUGCUAAUGGGUCGCCUUCUGGAGUGUCUACUUCGGCUUCUGGAAGCCCCAGAAGACUUGGAUCUGCCACACCACACAAAAGCUCACCGCUAAAACGUCUUCGUGAAACCGCUCAAGAUCAAGAUGGUGAAUUUGAGUCGUCAAAACGAACCCAAAAGAACCUCCGAGACGUCGAUUCGCCAUUUAAUCCCAAAACAAAGGAUAUACCUCCCUCAGGACGCGAUCUGGAGUCGCCUACACCUCCCAUUCUUGACGAUGCUGCCUACAAAGCCCAGUACCGAAGCGAGAAAAGACAAAUGUCACUUGUUGAAUUCGUGUCUAUGUGCAACCAUUUCUACAUUCCUGCCGAUAUUACGGCCCAGAUGUUGCAAACAUUCGUUGGUCAACGUCACAGAUUCGCUAAAAAGAGCGAAUGGUUGCUUGCCUGUGGCAUGGUUCAUGCUGCCUAUGUUCGCAUCAACCACCGACUACUUCGACUGAAAAUGGGCGCUCGGAGCUUGUUUCAGAACCAGCUCUUCCAGUACCAAGUUGGAGGAUUGGCAAGAUGGAAUAUGCUCCUCUGGUGCAACAUCGUCGAUAAUACUCUCAAAGACGAGCCCUGGAUCAACACUAUAGAAAACACCUACGUCUACAAUAACUCCACCACGGAAAGAGCAGUACGGCUCCGUGAAGUCGAAGCCAAAAAUGGAUUAAAUGGGCAAUUAAUGGCGAGAUUUGGUGCCAUGAUCGAUGCCAGCGAUAUGAGCUACCUGUCACAACAGGAUGAAUAUUACAACCGCUGGACUGCACGAGCAAAACAAAUGGUGGGCGUGGAAGCUGGGAAUACCAAAUGA
Messenger RNA from Meyerozyma guilliermondii ATCC 6260, 1200 nucleotides. Its product is annotated as origin recognition complex subunit 6. Gene Ontology annotation, cellular component: nuclear origin of replication recognition complex. The transcript has a single exon. Gene Ontology annotation, molecular function: DNA binding. The record is from RefSeq and is a predicted model, not a curated record. The coding region runs from base 1 to 1200 and encodes 399 amino acids. Lineage: Eukaryota; Fungi; Ascomycota; Pichiomycetes; Serinales; Debaryomycetaceae. Gene Ontology annotation, biological process: DNA replication.